Messenger RNA from Paraglomus occultum, 1089 nucleotides. The record is from the annotation of a GenBank genome assembly. Lineage: Eukaryota; Fungi; Glomeromycota; Glomeromycetes; Paraglomerales; Paraglomeraceae.
AUGAACCCCUUCCUAAUAGCCGAGAUAGUUGAUAGAGUUCUGUUCUACCUGGAAUUGGAUGAAGAAAAUCUGUAUCCUUGUCUUUUAGUCAGCAAAUUGUGGUGUACAGUUACUGCACCGUUAUUAUGGCAGGACGCACUCGGCAAUCUCAGAAUUAAGAAUGUGGUAUCAAUUUAUCUCCAUUGUUUGCCUCGAGAUGAUGUAUCUGAACUCAGGAGCAGAAAGCUGAUAGACGGUGUCACUAAUCCCACUUUUAGAUACCCGACUUUCCUCAAACGUUUUUCAUAUUAUAGUGUGAUAUUUCAAAUCGGCACCUUUCUUCAAUAUAAUCAAGCACAAGUUUCUUACUUGUUUGGCAAAAUCUGGAAGGCCAUGGCCAUCAAUGAAACCAGGUUGACCGAAUUGCACAUAAAUGAUCUCAAGGCUGACAUGCCAGACUGUCUUUCUCCGCUGCUCAAACUACCCGAGAAUCGGGCAGUCAUUAUCACCGUAAAGCGUUUGAUGUAUCAUCAUGCUGAAAAGUAUUAUGACCUAAUUCGUGUGCUCGCAGAUACUUGCUCAAACAUUAAAAGAUUGCACUUAUUUGAUCAUCACCCAAUCAAGUAUAAGAGGCCCUUAUCAAGGCCUGACAUGGAGCCAAUUGCCAGUCUUAUAAGUAAACAAAAAGGUCUCAAAGUAGCCCGAUUCAAUACUAUUCACGGAGGCAUGGGUGUACUACUUCCAUCUCUUCAAUCUCAACUCCAUUCUUUAAAAUAUAUCUAUUUUACACGAGUGGAUUUCGUUGAUGCACAAUCUUGGGAUGUAUUAGCACAAGCAUCAAAAAUGGAAAUGUUAUCAAUCAAAAACUGUAUGAACAUGAGGGAUGACAUGGUGAACCCUUUAAUUGAUGCACAACUACCUAAUUUAAAAUACGUUGACUGGGAUUCCUCGCCUCAUGAUACACUGAUACAAUUUAAUAAGUGGGUUGACGAACUUACUAGUUAUGUUGAUGGUGAAGUUCUUGCUAGACUCAGGGGGAAAAGACAAACGAAAAAGGAGAGAAAAGAUGAGAAGGAAAAAGAGAAAUUAUGGAAACAUACCAAACAAUGA